Molecule: messenger RNA, 5673 nt
Organism: Arxiozyma heterogenica
Lineage: Eukaryota; Fungi; Ascomycota; Saccharomycetes; Saccharomycetales; Saccharomycetaceae
Gene: SLH1
Product: RNA helicase
Exons: 1
Coding region: 1-5673 (1890 amino acids)
Molecular function (GO): nucleic acid binding; ATP hydrolysis activity; ATP binding
Source: RefSeq, a predicted model, not a curated record
AUGUCAACAUCAUAUUCUAUAACUUCCUCUAAAUCAUACAUGAUAGCCAUGCAGACAAUGAUGGAUGCAGUAGACAAAUAUAAUAUGAAUAAAAUUGGUGUUGAUUCUCCAAUUAUUGAUAAUGAAGUUAAUAGUGAUAAGGAUCUGGAAUAUGAUAAGGUUCAAUUAACUGUUUUAGCACAAGAUAGAAACGAAUGGGAUGAUAUAUAUGAUCAGUUUAAGGAUAUAUCUUUCGAAAGGUUGGAUAAAGCCAUGAACCGAUUGAAGAAAGAUCAGUCCAAGAAUAUUUAUAAAAAAAUAUCACAAUUGAUCAAUACUGCUAAUAGUUAUUUGGAAAGGGAUGAGCUUUUACAUUCAGUUCUUACUAUUGUUUAUAAUUAUUCUUUGAUAGAUCUUCAAAAAGAGCUUUUAGAUUUUUUAGGUGAAGAAAACAUUGAAUUAAUAUCUUUUUUAGUGGAGCAUCGAGAUCAACUAGUGGCAGCUCCAUUGGAUCAUACAAUGCUAAUGAUUAAUGAUUCAUCAAACCGUUUGAUGACUGAUGAUGAAAUUAAACAGCAAGUCCAUGAGAACGCAAGGAAAGCUAAAAACAUCAAGUUAGCCAAGGCUAAUAAGAUUAUAAAGUACCCGCAUGUGUUUAGAAAAUAUGAAUCCAAUACUACUUCAACAUUAUCGUUUUCAGGUCAAAAAUUUACUCUUCCCAUUGGAACUACACGAACCUCAUUACAAACACAUGAAGAAAUUACUAUUCCAGCAGCUGAUCCUGAAAAGAGCAAGAGCUUUUUGUAUACAAAACUAAAGAAAAUAUCAGAAUUGGAUAGGUUUUGUCAGUCUGUAUUUAAAUAUAAAACACUAAAUCAAAUCCAAACUUUAGUUUAUCCCGUUGCUUAUACUACAAAUGAAAAUAUGUUAAUUUGUGCACCAACAGGUGCUGGUAAAACUGAUAUUGCUCUCUUAACUAUUUUGAACACAAUCAAGCAAUAUUCUAUGAUUAAUGAAGAGGAUGAGGUUGAUAUUCAGUAUGAUAGCUUUAAAAUUAUUUAUGUAGCACCAUUAAAGGCUUUAGCAUCAGAAAUUGUAGAUAAAUUUAGUAAGAAGCUAAGUAUUUUUGAUAUUAAAGUUAGAGAACUUACAGGGGAUAUGCAGCUAACAAAGGGUGAGAUCUUAGAGACCCAAGUUAUUGUUACUACUCCAGAAAAAUGGGAUGUUGUGACUCGUAAGGCUAACGGUGACAAUGAUCUUGUUUCUAAGGUUAAGCUACUGAUUAUUGAUGAAGUUCAUUUAUUACAUGAAGAUAGGGGUUCUGUUAUUGAGACUCUAGUGGCUCGUACAUUAAGACAAGUAGAGAGUUCUCAAUCUAUGAUCCGUAUUGUGGGGUUGUCUGCUACUUUACCGAAUUUCAUGGAUGUUGCUGAUUUCUUAGGAGUUAAUAGACAGGUAGGUAUGUUUUAUUUUGAUCAAUGUUUUCGACCAAAACCACUGGAACAACAGUUACUAGGUUGUAGGGGGAAAGCCGGUAGUAAACAAAGUAAAAAAAAUAUUGAUACUAUAGCCUAUGAAAAGUUAGUAUCAAUGGUGCAGAAAGGGUACCAGGUAAUGGUUUUUGUACAUGCUAGAAAAGAAACUAUCAAAAGUUCGAGGACUUUUGUACGAAUGGCACAGGAAAACCAUGAGGUGGAUAUAUUUGCACCAGAGUCUUCACAGAGAGAAAAGUACGCAAAGCAGUUAGCUAAAAAUAGAGAUAAAGAUUUAAAAGAAUUGUUCCAAUUCGGGUUCGGGAUUCACCACGCAGGUAUGUCUAGAUCUGAUAGAAAUUUGACUGAAAAACUUUUUAAGGAUGGUGCUAUCAAAGUUUUAUGCUGUACUGCAACAUUGGCAUGGGGUGUAAAUUUACCUGCUGAUUGUGUAAUUAUUAAAGGAACUCAAGUGUAUGAUUCAAAGAAGGGUGGUUUUGUUGAUCUUGGAAUAUCUGAUGUUAUUCAAAUUUUUGGGAGAGCAGGUAGACCAGGCUUUGGUUCUGCGAAUGGUACGGGUAUAUUAUGCACAACAAGUGAUAGAUUAGAUCAUUACGUGUCCUUAAUCACACAGCAGCAUCCAAUUGAAUCAAGACUGGGUGCUAAAUUAGUUGAUAACUUGAAUGCAGAAAUAUCACUUGGCACAGUCACUAAUGUGGAGGAAGCAGUUGAAUGGCUUGGUUAUACAUAUAUGUUUGUGCGUAUGAAAAAGAAUCCAUUUACUUACGGUAUUGACUGGGAAGAAAUUGCCAAUGACCCUCAAUUAUAUGAAAGGCGUAGACAAAUGAUCAUAUCAGCAGCUAGAAGAUUACAUUCACUUCAGAUGAUUGUUUUUGAUGAGACAUCAAUGCACUUCAUUGCCAAAGAUUUGGGUAGAAUAUCAUCAGAUUUUUAUUUAUUAAAUGAGUCGGUUGAAAUUUUUAACCAAAUGUGUAAUCCGAGAGCAACUAAUGCAGAUAUCUUGUCAAUAAUUAGUAUGAGCAGUGAGUUUGACGGUAUUAAGUUCAGAGAGGAGGAAUCAAAUGAGUUAAAAAAGCUGUUAGACAAUGUAGUCCAAUGUCAAGUUGCAGGAGACGUUGAUACACCACAAGGUAAAACUAAUAUUCUUUUGCAAGCAUAUAUUGCGCAAAGUAAGAUUUUAGAUUCAGCUUUAUCAUCAGAUGCUAAUUAUAUUGCACAAAAUGCUAUUAGAAUAUGUCGUGCUUUGUUUUUAGUAGGUGUUAAUAGAAGAUGGGGUAAUUUUGCCAAAAUCAUGCUAGACACAUGUAAGUCUAUUGAAAAAAGGUUAUGGGCAUUUGAUCAUCCAAUGUGUCAAUUUGAUUUACCAUCCGAUAUUUUACGUCAGAUUAGGGUUAAGAAUCCAACCAUGGAACACUUAUUAGACCUAGAACCAGAUGAAUUAGGUGAUUUAGUUCACAAUAAAAGAAUUGGCAAAGAAUUAUAUGCUCUCCUAAGUAGAUUUCCAAAAGUUAAUAUUAAAUCUGAAAUAUUUCCUAUUACUGUUAACGUUAUGAGAAUACAUGUUAGUUUGUAUCCAGAUUUUUUGUGGGAUAAACGUAUUCAUGGAGAUGCACAAUUUUUCUGGGUGUUCGUGGAAGAAUCAGACAAAUCUGAAAUAUUGCAUGUUGAAAAAUUUAUAUUGAAUAGAAGACAACUGAAGAAUCCUCAUGAGAUGGACUUUAUGAUUCCUUUGUCAGAUCCAUUGCCACCUCAAGUUGUAGUUAAAGUGGUUUCAGAUACUUGGAUAGGAUGUGAAUCAACCAAUGCUAUAUCCUUCCAACAUUUAAUCAGACCUCACAAUGAAACACUUCAAACUAAAUUAUUGCGGUUAAGACCAUUGCCAGUAACCGCUCUUCAUAAUCCUUUAAUCGAAUCAAUUUAUCAAUUCAAAUAUUUUAAUCCUAUGCAGACUAUGAUCUUUCAUACAUUGUAUAAUACCAAUGAAAAUGUAUUUGUUGGUUCGCCAACAGGGUCAGGGAAGACCGUUGUUGCUGAACUAGCCAUGUGGCAUGCUUUCCGUGAUUUUCCAGGGUCAAAAAUUGUUUAUAUUGCACCAAUGAAGGCUUUGGUCAGAGAAAGAGUUGACGAUUGGAAAAGAAAAGUUACUCCGGUUACCGGUGACAGAGUUGUGGAAUUAACGGGUGAUUCAUUGCCUGACCCUCAAGAGAUUCGUGACGCAACUAUUGUUAUCACAACACCAGAAAAAUUUGAUGGUAUAUCACGGAAUUGGCAAACACGUAAGUUUGUUCAAGAUGUGUCAUUACUUAUUAUGGAUGAAAUUCAUUUGUUAGCAAGUGACCGUGGUCCAAUUUUGGAAAUGAUUGUUAGCCGUAUGAAUUAUAUUGCAUCCCAAACUAAACAGCCAGUUCGUUUGCUUGGUAUGUCGACAGCUGUCUCUAAUGCUUAUGAUAUGGCUAGUUGGCUAGGUAUUAAAAAGAAUGGAUUGUAUAACUUCCCAUCAAGUGUUCGUCCCGUCCCAUUAAAAAUGUACAUUGACGGUUUCCAGGAUAAUUUAGCAUUUUGUCCACUAAUGAAGACUAUGAAUAAGCCUGCAUUUAUGGCAAUCAAACAGCAUUCUCCAGAUAAACCAGCCCUUAUUUUUGUGGCAUCACGUAGACAAACUAGAUUAACUGCGUUAGAUUUAAUACAUUUAUGUGGUAUGGAAGAUAAUCCAAGAAGAUUUUUGAAUAUUGAUGAUGAAAAUGAAUUACAAUACUAUUUGUCUCAAGUUACUGAUGACACCUUGAAACUGUCGUUACAAUUUGGUAUCGGUUUGCAUCACGCUGGUUUGGUCGAAAAGGAUAGAACAAUAUCUCAUGAAUUAUUCCAAAAAAAUAAAAUUCAGAUUUUGGUGGCUACUUCUACGUUAGCAUGGGGUGUUAACUUACCUGCUCACUUAGUAAUCAUUAAAGGUACGCAGUUUUUUGAUGCCAAAAUUGAAGGUUACAGAGAUAUGGAUUUAACAGAUAUCCUUCAAAUGAUGGGAAGAGCAGGUAGACCAGCUUUUGACACUUCUGGUACUGCUAUUGUUUAUACUAAAAAUUCUAAGAAAAUGUUUUAUAAACAUUUUCUAAACAUUGGGUUCCCAGUGGAAUCUUCUUUACAUAAGGUAUUGGAUGACCAUUUAGGAGCAGAAAUUACUUCAGGUACAAUAAAGUCUAAGCAAGAUGCACUAGAUUUCUUGAAUUGGACUUUUUUAUUUAGAAGAGCACACCAUAAUCCAACCUAUUAUGGUAUUGAAGGUGAUCAAUCUUCUGUUGCAAUCAGUAAAUAUUUGAGUGGUUUGAUUGAUAAAACUAUUGAAAACUUGAAGGAGUCACAGUGUGUAGAAAUUUAUGGUAAGGAAUUAGAACCUACGCCAUUUUUGAGUAUAUCUUCCUAUUAUUAUAUCAGUCAUUUAACCAUUAGACAAUUAUUGAAACAAAUUAACAAUGAAGCCACCUUUCAGGAUGUGUUAAAGUGGUUAUCAUUGGCAGUUGAAUAUAAUGAAUUACCUGUUAGAGGUGGUGAGGUGAUUAUGAAUGUUGAAAUGUCCGCUCAAUCUAGAUAUUCUGUUGAGAGUACUUUUACUGGAGAAUAUGAAUUACCUAUGUGGGAUCCUCAUGUUAAAACGUUUUUAUUAUUACAAGCACAUUUAAGUCGUGUAGACUUACCAAUUGCCGAUUAUAUUCAAGAUACAGUUUCAGUUCUUGAUCAAUCAUUGCGUAUUUUGCAAGCUUACAUUGAUGUUGCAAGUGAGUUGGGUUACUUCAAUACAGUCCGUACGAUGAUCAAAAUGAUGCAAUGUAUAAAGCAGGGGUACUGGUAUGAAGAUGAUCCACUUGGCAUUUUACCAGGCGUUAACCUGGUUAGAAUUGAAGAUUCUAAAUUUGCUGAAAACGGUUUAUUAUUGAAUGAAAUAGACAGAAACAAUAGACUAACUUUAGAUAAACUGGGUCGUUAUGGUGCUAAGAAACUUCAAUCAGUUAUGAAUAAGUUACAUGUAGAAGAUGAUGAGGAUUUACGUAAACAAUUUAUUCAUGUAUGUCAACGACUUCCUGUUUUAGACAACCUAAACUUUGUGAGAGAUCCUGAUAUGCCAGAAAGAUUGAUUUUACAGGGUAAACAUGCAUUUAAUAAAAUUAACAGAGGUUAUGAAGUGUUCUGUGAUAAAAUUCCCUAA